AGAUGAGGCCAAGCUACCAUCCGGCUGAGGGGCAAUUCGAUGCAAACAAAGAGUCAACAAGAGUCUACGCUAAUAAAGAAGUGACAAAUGAUACAAAAACAAUAGUGAGUCAGUUGUGGCAUAAGAAUGGGAAGUGCCCUUUGGGCACUAUUCCUAUAAGGAGAACAAAAGAAGAGGAUGUUUUAAGGGGUGGAAGUUUGGUGAAAAUGUAUGGGAUGAAGAAGCACGGUAGCUUUCCGAUCAAGCUCGAAGAUGACCCCAACGACGGGUCUAGAGGUGCACGUUAUGAGCAUGCAAUAGCAUAUGUUGGGGACGCGAAGAGCGACAAGUAUCAUGGAUCAAAAGUAACUAUUAAUGUUUGGGAACCACAUGUUGAGCCUAACGAGUUUAGCUCGUCGCAGAUGUGGAUAUUGGGUGGCUCGUUAAAUGGACGCCUUGAAAGCAUUGAAGCUGGUUGGCAUGUUCGCCCAGAGCUCUACGGUGAUAACAACCCAAGACUCUUCACUUAUUGGACUAUGGAUACAUACAAAACCACAGGUUGCUAUAACCUUCUCUGUUCUGGGUUCAUUCAGAUAAACAAUGAGAUAGUAGUGGGUGCUAGCAUUUCCCCGUUUUCAACUUAUGAUUACAAACCGCAGUACGAUAUCUCUGUGUUAAUAUGGAAGGUAUGCGCAUUCCAACUCAAGCAAUUUUAUUUCCCAUGCCAUAAUGCCAUCAUCAGGGGCCACUAAUUAAGGCACUAAUUCAUUUCAUAUAGGAUUGACUGAUUU
This is a messenger RNA of Cuscuta epithymum, 770 nucleotides long. Lineage: Eukaryota; Viridiplantae; Streptophyta; Magnoliopsida; Solanales; Convolvulaceae. The record is from the annotation of a GenBank genome assembly.